Messenger RNA from Hippocampus zosterae (dwarf seahorse), 2735 nucleotides. It is a transcript of the gene enc3, whose product is annotated as ectodermal-neural cortex 3. The transcript is spliced from 4 exons. Gene Ontology annotation, molecular function: protein binding. Lineage: Eukaryota; Metazoa; Chordata; Actinopteri; Syngnathiformes; Syngnathidae. The record is from RefSeq and is a predicted model, not a curated record. The coding region runs from base 266 to 2035 and encodes 589 amino acids.
CCUCUUCAUUUACUCAGUGCAGGCAGUUGUGGAUCCAAACGCGCUUUUUAACUUUGCCCUCUCUUCGAAACUUUCCUAGGGCUCGUGACAAAUGGCUGACAAGCCCUCCGACUGUUUAAUUCACAGAAUAGUCUUAAACUGGGAAAGUUGGUUCGCUUAAUUUUUUUAAAAAGCGCACGAAAAACUUUUGAGUGAUCUCGUCGAAAGGCGACAGAAAGAAUCCGGAGACGCGUCGCGGCCAUCUGUUUAAAGCUUCAAACUCAAAAUGUCCGUCACCAGCCACGAAAACCGAAAAUCUCGCUCCAGCUCCGGCUCCAUGAACAUCCAGUUGUUCCACAAGACGUCGCAUGCCGACAGCCUCCUGACCCAGCUCAACUUACUUCGCAAGCGCAAAGUCUUCACCGAUGUCGUCCUGAAAGCCGGCAACCGGGCCUUCCCCUGCCACCGGGCCGUCCUGGCCUCCUGUAGUCGUUACUUCGAGGCCAUGUUCAGCGGCGGACUGAGGGAGAGCCGUGACGCCGAAGUCAAUUUCCACGACUCCCUUCAUCCGGAGGUGCUGGAGUUGCUGCUCGACUACGCCUACUCGGCCCGAAUCAUCAUCAAUGAGGAAAACGCAGAGUCCCUGCUCGAGGCCGGUGAUAUGCUUCAGUUCCACGACAUCAGGGAUGCGGCAUCGGAGUUUCUAGAAAAGAAUCUCCACCAGUCCAACUGUCUGGGGAUGAUGCUGCUGUCCGACGCCCAUCAGUGCCAGAGACUGUACGAGCUGUCGUGGAGCAUGUGUUUGGCAAACUUUGCGACCCUCUACAAAACCGAGGACUUCCUAAACCUUCCCAGAGACAAAGUGCGCGAGCUGAUCCUCAGUGAAGAGCUGGAGGUGGAGGACGAGAGCCUGGUGUACGAGGCCGUAAUCGAUUGGGUCAAGGCCGACAUGGAGCAGAGGCACAGCGAACUGCCAGAGUUGCUGCGCUGCGUCCGUCUGGCGCUUCUAGCCGAGACGUACCUCCUCAACAACGUGGCUUCGGAGGAGCUGGUCAUGUGUCACAAGGUGGGCCGGGAGAUCGUGGAAGACGCCGUGCGGUGCAAGAUGAGGAUCCUCCAGAAUGAUGGCAUCGUGACGGGAUUCUGCGCCCGGCCCAGAAAAGUCAGCCAGGCUUUGUUGCUGCUUGGAGGACAAACCUUCAUGUGCGACAAAGUCUAUGUGAUUGACAACAAGACCAAAGAGAUCACCCCAAAAACGGACAUCCCGAGCCCCAGGAAGGAAUGCAGCGCCUGUGCCAUCGGUUGUAAGGUCUAUGUCACUGGAGGGCGUGGCUCUGAGAACGGAGCCUCCAAAGAUGUCUGGACCUACGACACGUUGCACGACGAGUGGUCCAAAGCGGCGCCCAUGUUGGUUGCCAGAUUCGGACAUGGCUCGGCAGAGCUGGACCACAUGCUUUACGUUGUGGGCGGACACACUUCUCUUGCGGGAUCCUUUCCCGCCUCCCCGUCCGUGUCACUUAAACAGGUGGAGCAGUACGACCCGCAGACCAAUAAAUGGACGCUGGUGGCCCCGCUCAGAGAAGGCGUGAGCAACGCCGCGGUUGUCGGUGCUAAAAACAAGCUCUUCGCCUUUGGAGGAACCAGCGUCAACAGAGACAAAUAUCCCAAGGUUCAGUGCUUUGACCCUUGUCAGAACCGCUGGUCCGUUCCGGCGGCGUGUCCGCAGCUUUGGCGCUACACGGCGGCGGCGGUGGUCGGAAACCACGUCGUCGUGAUCGGGGGCGACACCGAAUUCUCAGCCAGCUCGGCAUACCGCUUCAACAGCGAGACGUACCAGUGGUCCAAGUUCGGCGACGUGACCGCCAAACGAAUCAGCUGUCAUGCGGUGGCAUCGGGGAACAGACUCUACGUGGUCGGGGGCUACUUUGGCGCCCAAAGGUGUAAGACACUAGACUGCUACGAUCCGUCGUCGGACUCUUGGGACAGCGUGACCAGCGUUCCUUACUCGCUCAUUCCCACGGCGUUCGUCAGUACAUGGAAGUACCUGUCAGCCUAGAAAUGCUUGGCCGCGUUGAGCUUCCUACGCAACGAGGAUGAAGGGGCCCGUGUGUUCCCCGCCGGCGUUCCCGGUACCGUCAACAUUGGAUUGGCUCGAUUCCUGGAAAGUGAAGACUGAAAGAGCGUCUUCAUCGCCUCCUUCCACCGGAUGUGUUUACCCAGAACGUCUUGUGUAACUUUCCCAUGUAGCCCCGAAGCCGGUGCGGUUGCCAUGCACACUUUGUAACAUGCGAAGCACAGCCUGGGGAGGCCCCGGAGCAGAAAACUCGGUGACUUAACGCCAAAUGUUUGACUGAAGUCCCGCAACAUCGAAAGGUUGCAUCGGCAGACAAGCGUAGAAGUCAAGAAGAUGUGUGCUAAAAGCGUCUGAUUCGAUGCACCGUACCACUCUUCCUGUCUCUAUUUUUAGGCUUCCCUCAAUUUUGGCCAGCUUAAAUUUGCAUCUUCCUCCCGAAGUGAAAAUACAAACUGGCAAGGACGGUUACAGCUGAAGAAGUUACUUAUUAUUGUGUGCGCGUCUCAGGGUUAUGUUCAUUUUUUUUUCUUUUUACUGCAUGAGGAGGCAUGAACUGCAUUUGCCGAAGGAUGACCUCUUUAUUGUCUGUUUUUAACAAUCCUCUUCUUUGUGUGAAUGUACAAGUUGAAUGACAAAAGUUGUUUUCGAUGACAUCUGCAGUGAUUUUUCCAUCUGAAAAUGU